CCGCACUUGGCUCCCAUCUCGCUGGCAGACGGCUUUCGCUCCAUCCGGCCUCCAGACAGAGCCCUUGCCAUCAUGUCCGCACCAGCCCCACCCGUAUCGAUCGCCCGCAUCUAUGCCACCGCCAAUCAAGAACGGCCCCAGGAGUACUGGGACUACGACAACAUGGUUAUCGAAUGGGGAGGCCAGGACAACUACGAAGUCGUUCGAAAGGUCGGACGAGGCAAGUACAGUGAAGUCUUUGAGGGAAUCAACAUCGAAAACAACGAAAAGUGCGUCAUCAAGGUCCUGAAGCCCGUGAAGAAGAAGAAGAUCAAGAGAGAAAUCAAGAUUCUGCAGAACCUGUCCGGAGGCGUCAACGUUGUGAGCCUUCUGGACGUCGUCAGAGAUCCUCAGUCCAAGACCCCUGCCCUGAUCUUUGAGUAUGUCAACAAUACCGACUUCAAAGUCCUCUAUCCAAAACUCACCGAAUACGACAUCCGGUUCUAUAUCUUUGAGCUGAUCCGGGCUCUGGACUUUUGCCAUUCGCAUGGCAUUAUGCACCGGGACGUCAAGCCUCAUAAUGUCAUGAUCGACCACGAGAGACGCAAGCUCCGCCUGAUCGACUGGGGUCUGGCCGAGUUUUACCAUCCCGGAAUCUCGUACAACGUCCGCGUUGCCUCACGAUACUUCAAAGGACCCGAACUGCUCGUUGAUUUCCAGGAAUACGACUACUCUCUGGAUAUGUGGAGCUUGGGAUGCAUGUUCGCCAGCAUGAUCUUCCGUAAGGAGCCGUUCUUCCACGGACACGAUAACAACGACCAGCUGGUGAAGAUCGCCAAGGUCUUGGGCACAGAUCGUCUCUUUGAGUACAUUGAAAAGUACGACAUUGAGCUGGAUCCUGUGUAUGAUGAGAUCCUCGGAAGACACGCCCCCAGGCCGUGGAUUCGAUUCAAGACUGCUGAGAACGAAAAAUACGUCAACGACUUGGCACUGGACUUUUUGGACAAGUUAUUACGCUACGACCACGCCGAGCGGCUGACGACAGUCGAGGCAAUGCAGCAUCCUUACUUUGAUAUCGUGAGGGAGCAUGAGGGAUUCGAUGUUCGUGGACGUCUGCUCAACCAAUAGUGCACCACCCAACCCCACUGCCGGAACCGGCUACUGUCCCAUCUUGCCGACAUUGACAUUGAUAUCGACAUUGAUAUCGACACCGACAUUGGAAUCGACAUUGGAAUUGACUCUGAAGGACAGCCAUUGCCUGUCCCUCGAUCACCUGGCCGUCUGAGCAUCAUCGCCAGCUUGCCUGCAAUGGGCAGGAGACGACGCGCUGCCUGUCCAUUCCUCCUUUUUGCGAGCCCAGCGGCUCGGCACCAUCACUUUACAGGCGAUCCAAUAAAAAACGGGACACCCAGGUUUUGACCAUUGA
Molecule: messenger RNA, 1405 nt
Organism: Polychytrium aggregatum
Lineage: Eukaryota; Fungi; Chytridiomycota; Chytridiomycetes; Polychytriales
Product: casein kinase II catalytic subunit
Exons: 6
Coding region: 73-1107 (344 amino acids)
Biological process (GO): regulation of transcription by RNA polymerase I; DNA damage response; regulation of transcription by RNA polymerase III
Cellular component (GO): protein kinase CK2 complex; nucleus; cytosol
Molecular function (GO): ATP binding; protein serine/threonine kinase activity
Source: RefSeq, a predicted model, not a curated record